AUGAGGAACAAAGUUCCUUCAAACUGUCAGAGAAAUUUCAACCUGUUGGCAUUUGACCCUGAUGGAGACGAAGUUAAAUGUAGAUAUGGAAACACAACAGAAGAAUGUAACCCCUGCACACCACCAUCUGUUCUCAGCCUCUCAUCAACUUGUACUCUGUCAUUCAGCCCCACUAAUAGCAGUAAUGAAGGUCCAUACGCUGUACAGCUGAUGAUGGAGGACUUCCCCAGACAGCAAAUCACCCUAUUUCAAACCGGCGGGUCACAAGUGGUGAAAACUAUCAACGACCCUAUCAGCAAAAUACCUAUCCAGUUUGUCUUAAGGGUGGACCCUGUGGUACCAUCCUGCACUGAAGGACUCUAUCUGCCCAGGUUUCUUCCUCCAACCCCUGCCAACAGAGCUCAGCUGUACGCCCCUGUCAAUCAGACCCUGGAGAUCAGCAUCAACGCAGAGGCAAAUAAUUCCACAAUUUCUGAGCUGCUGUUUAGCGGGCCACACAAUGCAAACAAGACUUCAUCAGGAGCAGGACAGUUCAUCCUGAGAUGGACACCGUCUGAGAACGAAGACAGAGAAAGCCACCCAAUCUGUUUUGUUGUUCAGGCAAUUUCCAAGUAAGUCACUUGUCCCAU
Messenger RNA from Larimichthys crocea (large yellow croaker), 629 nucleotides. RefSeq lists its product as uncharacterized. The record is from RefSeq and is a predicted model, not a curated record. NCBI's taxonomy places the organism in Eukaryota, Metazoa, Chordata, Actinopteri, Sciaenidae. Bases 1 to 615 code for a protein of 204 amino acids. The transcript is spliced from 5 exons.